AUGGGCCAGGACCCUCUCCGCGUGGUCACGCACAUCGACCUUGAUUGCUUCUACUGCCAGGUCGAGACCGUGCGCCUGAGCAUUCCGCGGGACGCGCCGCUGGCCGUCCAGCAGUGGCAGGGCCUGAUCGCGGUCAAUUACCCAGCGCGCAAUGCGGGCGUCAAGCGGCACAUGCGCGUGCCCGACGCGCUGGCGGUGUGCCCCAACCUCAAGCUCGUGCACGUCGAGACCAUCUCCGGCGCCGCGGGCGGCGGGGACGACGAGCCGAGCCGCGCACACGACAGGAGCAUGGAGAAGGUCAGUCUGGAGCGGUACCGCGCGGCGUCGCGCGACGUGUUUGAUGUGUUGCACGAGCAGCUGCCCGGGUGCGUGAUCGAGAAGGCAAGCAUCGACGAGGCGUACGUGGACAUCACCGGCGCCGUUGAGCGCGAGAUCAAGGCGCGCGAGGGAGCGGGCGGCGGAGACGGCACGGACGGACUGGACGGCUUCUCCUGGGGCAGUCUCAUCGCGGGCGGCGGCACUCUGGACCCGUCGAAGGCGUUUGACCUGCGCCUGGCUGCAGGGGCCGCGGUGGUGUGCCGGGUGCGCGGCGCCGUCGCAAAGAAGCUCGGGUACACGUGCUCGGCGGGGAUCGCGCACAACAAGCUGCUCGCUAAGAUGGCGUCGUCGAUGCACAAGCCCAACGGGCAGACAAUAGUCCCCCCCCGCGUCGUGGAGGAGUUGAUGGCGGGUACGAAGAUCCGCAAGGUGCCGGGGUUCGGGGGCAAGCUCGGCGAGGCGCUGGAGGUUGGCGGGUGCGAGACGGCGGGCGAGGUCGCGGCGUUGCCUGCGGAGCGGCUGGCGGCGCUGGUGGGCGGCGCGGAGCGAGCGGCGUGGGUGGCGCGGGCGGUGCGCGGCGAGACGGACGACCCGGUGAAGGAGAAGGAGCGCCCGAAGAGCAUGCUCGCGGCGAAGAGCUUCACGUCCACGAGCGACGCGGGGGAGCUGCGGCGCUGGAUGGGCGUGCUGGUGCGGGAGCUGGCCAACCGAAUCGUCAAGGACCACGCGCGGUACGGGCGGUGGUCGCGCAACGUCGUGCUGCACGUGCGGUCGGGGUUCGGGAAGGAGGCGGCCGAGCUGUCGCGGUCCGCGGCGUUCCCGCGGUCGGUGCGGCCCGGGGCGGCGGAGGAGGCACUGGUGCCGGCGCUGACCGCGGCGACGGAGGGCCUCCUGCGGGCGUGCGCGCAGGCGUCGGCGGCGGGGACGAGCCUGCCCGUGGCGUGCACGCGGCUCGCGUUGUCGACGACGGAGUUCGCGGAGGCGCCCGUGGCGGCGCAGUCGAUCGCGAGGUUCUUCGCCGCGCGGGCGGACGCUGCAGGGGAGGGCGCGGCGCAGGGCGGGCGCGGAGGUGAUGGAGGCGGAGGCGCGAAGGAGGACGGGGCCGGGCCGGGAGACACUGGGCGCGGAGGUGGGGAGCCGGGGACUCCGUUGGAGGGAGGGGGUGCUGAGGGGGUUGUUAUGGGGAGCGCGAAUGGGGCGAAGGAGGCAGUGGAGGUGCGGGAGGUCGCGGCGGGGCUCGGUGUCGACUUGAGGGAGCAGCAGCGCAUAUUGGCGGACAUUGAGCACCGCCGGAAGAUCGAGGGCAUGUUGACGGCGGGGGGUGCGAAGAAGAGGGGCGUGGAGGUGGGCGGGGGGCGUGGAGGGGUGGGUGGGAGGAAGCGCGGGCGCGGGGCGGGGCGGGGCGGGCGUGGGGGCCAGCUGGGCAUACGUGGGAUGUUUCAGGCAGCGAAACCAGACUGA
Molecule: messenger RNA, 1779 nt
Organism: Pedinophyceae sp. YPF-701
Lineage: Eukaryota; Viridiplantae; Chlorophyta; Pedinophyceae
Source: the annotation of a GenBank genome assembly